Lytechinus variegatus (green sea urchin) is the source of this 1445-nucleotide messenger RNA. Its product is annotated as fascin-like. NCBI's taxonomy places the organism in Eukaryota, Metazoa, Echinodermata, Echinoidea, Temnopleuroida, Toxopneustidae. The transcript has a single exon. Gene Ontology annotation, cellular component: actin cytoskeleton; cytoplasm. The record is from RefSeq and is a predicted model, not a curated record. The coding region runs from base 548 to 1417 and encodes 289 amino acids. Gene Ontology annotation, biological process: establishment or maintenance of cell polarity; actin filament bundle assembly; cell migration. Gene Ontology annotation, molecular function: protein-macromolecule adaptor activity; actin filament binding.
GCUCAUACUCUGGGCAUGACGAACUAUUCCACUUUAUUGGCAGCGGAAUCAAGAGACUCUUGGGGAUAAAUUGAUUUCGAGUGAUAAAAAUGAUAUGUUUGGAUUGAUCAUGUUGCAUACCGUCUCGACAGCUUUGAGUACAUGAAGUAAAGGAUACACCACCGGUUUGUGUUAAAACAAGUCGUUCGGUCGUCUGCUGUGGUAUGGUCAAUCUUGUAGUGAUAUUCAAGUAGUUUUAUACCAUUCUUCGACACCUGAUCUUUUUACAAAAGAACAAAUAAUAGAGAAAUAAUAUCAAACUUCUUGCUUUCAAUGGAUAUUCCUCUUCAAUAAACCAACUCGACUGGAACAAGAGUACCACGAUGACCAUGAGCCAAUUGUAAAACUUCGAUUCAAUUUUCAUACCAUCCUUUAGAUACGUGAAGGCGAGUCGUAUCAUGUAUGACGUUCUUCUAUUCGGAUUUACGGAGUGACGUUAUUAACUGAUGGUCAAGUCCACAAUCAGUCAAAACAAAGUUUUCUGAAUGAGAAAUAAAAUUCGAUAAGGAUGGCUUGCCAUUUCGGUCUCUUGUCAUCAAAUACUUCCGGUAAAUACUUAACAUCUGAUUUUGAUGGUAAAAUCAGUCUUAGUCCUCUGGACCCAUCGGUCAACAAACUAUCCAAAGGUCAGCUGUGGAGUCUCGAAGUCGACCCCAAUCCAGGUGAACAACAGAGAGAACCAGAAGGAUGUUCACAGACCCACUAUGCCCUCUAUUCUACCAAUGGGUACCUAUCGGUUGAUAAGUCGGGCAAGGUAUCAGCAGAAGCAGAGCAGAUUGGAAAAGAACAACUCUUCGAGAUCGACGUGGGAACCAGCGGUAGCGGCGCUUGGGUCAUCCGCAGCGUCGCUCAUGACACGUACAUGGGUAUCAAGAGCAAGAAGAUAUUCUUCAAGAAACGUGAAACGUCGUCUUCGGACCAACGUUGGUAUGUGCGACUUGCCAUCCACCCACACUGUUGUUUGCUGAACGUCAAAUCGGACAAGUAUGCCCAUGUGCCGCAGUCAGGACGUUACAUGACGUUCGACGCUGCCGUUCCAUGGCGAUCGGACACCUUACUACAGCUUACAUAUAGCGAGGGAUAUAGUUGUUUCAAGACUACCACGGGACGAUACGUCACCAGGGAAGGAAACUUCGUUACUUCCCUCGUUCCAGACUGUCUCUUCGUCCUCCAAAUCACUGGUGAUCAAUUCGACCUUAAAGACUAUAGAGGAAAUUUCAACUCUGUCAAUACCAGAGGACGAUUGAUGUGUACGAGUGGGAAGGAUAGAGCUUCUUUUAAACUAAAACCCAGCUAUCCUCAUGUUACGUUCCACACAAAAGUUAAAGGAAUGUGGAUGAAACUAUUUGCUAAAGAAGGUGAGUUGUUUGGAAAGUAAUAUGGGAAAAAAAUACACGAGCGGAAAA